CCGUGUCAACGCCCCGGCAGCGGGGCCGGGCCGGGCGGCGGGCUCUAAUCCGGUUAGGGGGGAUUAGCGUGCAGGUUUAAAGGCCGGAGCGGCGCGGGGAAGGGGUGCAGGAGCGCCGGAGAGAAAGCGGCCGCCGCCGAGCAGCGGGGCACCUCGGCCGGCAGCGUGUGACGCGCUUCGGCAGUGUAAACGAUGCCAGCCAUCAACAUCGAGGACCUGAGCGAGAAGGACAAACUGAAAAUGGAAGUGGAGCAGCUCCGGAAAGAAGUGAAGCUGGAAAGGCAGCCGGUGUCCAAAUGCUCCGAAGAGAUCAAGAACUACAUCGAGGAGCGGUCGGGAGAGGACCCGCUGGUGAAGGGGGUUCCCGAGGACAAGAACCCCUUCAAGGAGAAGGGAGGCUGUGUCAUCGCUUAGGAGAAGGGACCCCGCGCCUGCCCCUGGAGCAGACAUUCCUCCCGUACCCUUAGGGAGUCACUAGCGUAUUCCCACCGCCGCCGGCCCGUGUCGAACGAGCGCAGGAACGGAUUUCUUUUUAUUUUCUAUUUCUCCUUACAAAAAUAUAGAACCCCUCACGAAAGCUGCCGAGCCCCGCGCCGGCCGCUGGGCAGGGCCGGCUGUGGCCCGCCGGCCCCUGUGGCUGUCCGGGGCCCGCUCGCCACCCGCUUGUCGGUCGCUUCAUGGCUGUUCGUUGGCAUUAAAGAAAACCUGCCCGUAA
Poecile atricapillus (Black-capped chickadee) is the source of this 715-nucleotide messenger RNA. Its product is annotated as guanine nucleotide-binding protein G(I)/G(S)/G(O) subunit gamma-11. The record is from RefSeq and is a predicted model, not a curated record. Gene Ontology annotation, molecular function: G-protein beta-subunit binding. The transcript has 3 exons. Gene Ontology annotation, biological process: G protein-coupled receptor signaling pathway. Bases 193 to 414 code for a protein of 73 amino acids. NCBI's taxonomy places the organism in Eukaryota, Metazoa, Chordata, Aves, Passeriformes, Paridae. Gene Ontology annotation, cellular component: heterotrimeric G-protein complex.